AAUCUAUGCUUAUAAUCAAGAGCUCUCUGGUUUAAAUUAAUUUAUUUAACUAAUUCUAAAGCUUUUGUUAACCUUUGACUCCAAUUUGUUUGAUAAAUUUUCGUAAAAUUAUAUUACAAUAUUAUAUUAUAUUGGCAUGAAAUACACCAGAGAUACUGUUAUGUUUUCUUCAUCUUCCCUCAAGCUUAUGGAUUCCUGUUUUUAGAUUGAGUUAACCACAACCUUUAAAGAACUGUAUUUCAACAAUUUUGACUCCAUCUCAAGACACAUUUCAAGCUCAUUUUGUCAGCUGUUCUUUUCAUCAAAUUUAAUUGUUACUCUUUUCUCUUCUUCAUCCAACAUCCAUCUCAUCCAACAUUCAGUGAUGGCAGGAAAGAAAAUCUUCUUUGAUAAUUUUGUGUCUAAAAACGCUUUAACUUUACCACGAAAAGGUCGAGAUCCUAUUCUUGGUGAUCUAUACACUAACGCAAGAAAACUUACUCUUAAAAGGAUUGUGAAAGUUCAAGCAACAUUUGAUCCCUUCUACCCUAAUAUUGCUUCUUUUAGAGAGUUGCUUCAUUUUUUACACGGGAAAAAAAUUGGUAGAACCAACGAGGAAUGUUUCAUCAAAACAAAUGUUGUUAGUAAUGGAAAUGAACCUGAAAUACAAUUUUUCUUAAAAAACGGUAAAAAAUUGAUCUACAAAACAGGAUUACUGCGAACGAUCGAUAUUUUGUAUCAUCUUAAUGAUCAAUUGGCCAAAGUAGAAGCUGAACUUGCUAAAUCUGAAAUUUAAAGUUUUGAAUUCGUGAAAUUAGUCGUAUUAUAGUUGAGAUGGCUGGUAGAUCAUAUCAAGCUGUGCUGGAAAUUUUUCGUAAACUCGAAGCCAAUAUGCCUUAUUUUGUGGACGUAUUUGACGAAGAAACAUUUUACAUCUUUGCCGCUUGUUUUGUUAUCGCUACUAUUUUAGUAGCCUUCAUCUUAUCUAGGUUCAUUACUCUACGAGAGGUUGAUUGGUAACCUAAAUUAUCUUUUUUUUGUAACAAAAAUUUGCAGUAAAAUGAUUAACGUCUCUGCACUA
Molecule: messenger RNA, 1060 nt
Organism: Tetranychus urticae (two-spotted spider mite)
Lineage: Eukaryota; Metazoa; Arthropoda; Arachnida; Trombidiformes; Tetranychidae
Product: large ribosomal subunit protein mL53
Cellular component (GO): mitochondrial large ribosomal subunit
Source: RefSeq, a predicted model, not a curated record